This is a messenger RNA of Lampris incognitus (smalleye Pacific opah), 4131 nucleotides long. It is a transcript of the gene nup133, whose product is annotated as nucleoporin 133. NCBI's taxonomy places the organism in Eukaryota, Metazoa, Chordata, Actinopteri, Lampriformes, Lampridae. The record is from RefSeq and is a predicted model, not a curated record. Gene Ontology annotation, molecular function: protein binding; structural constituent of nuclear pore. Gene Ontology annotation, biological process: protein import into nucleus; transcription-dependent tethering of RNA polymerase II gene DNA at nuclear periphery; poly(A)+ mRNA export from nucleus. Gene Ontology annotation, cellular component: nuclear pore outer ring. The transcript has 25 exons. The coding region runs from base 83 to 3490 and encodes 1135 amino acids.
GAUCGGUGUUGAGGAGCGGCGGUGUAUUUUAAAUUCAUCUGAGGGAUUUUGUGGGUAAUAAACAUUACGGGGCAACGCAAAUAUGUUUACUCCCCGUGUCACCCGUAAUUCCGGUCGACGGCAGUCGUCCAGAGCGGCCGGUAGGAAGAGCCUCGGCGGCACACCGACAGGUCUAUUCUCCCCGCGUCGGACGUCUCUAUCAGCGAGGUCAACCCCCACACGUGUGCAGAGCCUCACAGCAACAGAAUCGGUCAACUUCAAUGUCCAAACUUUCGGCUCGUCCCUACCGGUCAAAGUCAUGGAAGCUUUGACGAUGGCUGAUGCUGAUGACCAGAUCUCUGUGAAGGUGGACGAAAGCGGCUGGGCAUGGAUAGUUUGUGGAGUGCGGCUUAUUAUCUGGAAGAUCUGCCAGACUGCAGUGGCCAAGCUUUCCGUCUGCAAAGAGCUGCAGCUGCCCCAUAGUAAGUACGUCUACACCGCAGACCUCAUCGCCAUCUCCUCCCCCGGCCCGCUGGAGACAGCUCCUGUCCAGUCCAUCUCUGUCCUGGCCGUGGCAUCGGAAGGAAUGGCCCGGUUCUGGCUGAACCUUUCCCAUGAGGGCAAUUACUACGAGACUGACCUCGACGUGGGAGACGUCUGCAACUAUGUCGUUGCUGUCCGAGGUGGCAGCUUUGUUUUAUCCUCAGCGAAGAACCAGCUGCUGAGGGUGAGCGUGGAUUCCUCCGGAAAGUUCCAUUGCAGGGGUCUCCAGCAGGGCCAGGGGGUACUGUCUGGCAUCGGACGUCGCGUCUCCAGUCUCUUCAGCAUUCUGGCUCCACCAGCCAACGACACUCUUCACAGUGUGCUAUGGGUGGGGGAGACUGCUUGCCUUUACACCCUGACCAGCUCCAGUCUGAGUAAAUGGGAAGUGGACGAGAGCUCCGAGCAUCAGGUCCUCAGGUGGGACACCACCCGCGCUCUCACCGAGAGCAUUGCAGACGCCAUCUGGGGGUCCGAGAGCAACUACCAGGAAAUGAGGGAGGGGGUAAGCGUUGCGUACCUGGAUAUGAAGCCCAGCCAAAGCGGUUUAGUUGUGCUGGCAGCAGCCUGGCACCCAUCAGACACACCAUGUCUGGCCUACUUCUGCUUGGUCACCCUGCAAGACAACGGAUCCAGCAUCUUGGACCAGUUCACCGUGGAGAUCACUAAGCAUAACCAGCUAUUUCAGAGCGAGGAGAUGUUGUACAGCACGCGGCUGGUGGUGCCACGUGCGUCCGGCUCCUCUGCCUUCAUCUAUAACGAAGAGCUGGUGUACGCUUGUUCCACAGGCACUAGCCAGGGGAGUCUGCCUGAGGAGAAAAUCUCCUUCAACUCUUAUGGAGACCGAAUGUGUGGCGGGGGCUUCUGCGCUGGUCUGCCCAUCUUCUUCUCUCAGAACAGUGGACUGGUGGCAGUGGUUGCCAGAGAGAGCGCCUCCAUCUUACCCGAGACUAUGGAGGACGCCCUCUGCUCCUCCCUGGCAACUGCUCCAGAGGUCUCAACCAUGGAGACUCCUAUCAGGAUGGAGGCUGUAGCCCAGGAGGACAAAACCAAGCACCUCAAAGCUGCUUUCCUACAGUUUUGUCGGAACGACUUAGUAGGAGCCCAGAGCCUGACAGAUGAUUUGUUCCCCACGGAUGGCGAGGAGGACGCUGAGCUGGACAGCGUGGUGACCCGUAUUAACCUGGACCUGGUGGACGACUACCCUGCCUCUGACCCACGCUGGGCCGAGUCUGUGCCCGAUGAGAGUGCCACCUUCUCCCUCACAUCCCUCAUCAUUCUCCACCAACUCGAGGAUAAGAUGAAGGCCCACGGCUGCUUCAUGGACUUCCUGCUACAGGUGGGCCUCCUUGACCGGCUGGGUCAGGUAACAGAACGCUCCUCCCCCAUGGCAACACGCCUUUUGCUGUGUGAGCACGCCGAAAAGCUGCAGGCAUCCAUGGUUUUGAAGAGCCAUCAUGCCAAGCACACUGAGCUGGUCAACUGGGCCAUUAGAUCUGCUCUGCAGAAAUACCGCACCCCUGUGCCUUCCAGUCUCACGCCAGCCGAUGUCUUCUUCAGAGAGGUGUCCCAGAUCUCCUCAGUGUUUGAGUGCUUGCUGCAGGAGGAGGAACGAAGCCUUAAAGAAAACCCUGUUGACUCAGUCCAAUGGGCUGAAACGGUUCUGACGGUUAACACCAUCUUCAAGGACAUGCUCCACACUGCAGGUCAGUACAGGGAGACCAAGGCAUCGUUGUACAGAGCCUCUGAGAAUGUCGCCACUGAACCCGAGUACAUUCCAUGGACAGCCUCUGGAGGUGUGGGUGGGAUCCGCACUGUCCUCUCCCGCCAGCAUGAGAUCAUUCUGCGCAUGGUCUACCCGUAUGCUGACUCGGAGCUACGUGCCACCCUGUGUGAACAGUUGGUGGCGUUGUUAGACAUUUACUUGGGCGGUUAUGUGGCCCAGCUCACCUCGCUGCAGCAGAGGAAGGGCUCAGGGCCACGGGUAGAGCGCUACAACAGCCUGGAGAUGGAGUACAGCCAGCGGCGGUCCGAGCUCCUGGCCCCAUUAUUGGAGUUGGGUCAGUACUCGUGGGUGGCGGCACUGGCUGAGAAGUACUGUGACUUUGACAUCCUGGUCCAGCUCUGCGAACAGACCGACAACCAGAGCCGCCUGCAGCACUACAUGACCAAGUUUGCCGACCAGAAGUUUGCCGACUUCUUGUUCCGCUGGUACUUGGAGAAGGGGAAGAGGGGCAAGCUGCUGUCCCAGCCGGUGGCACAGCAUCAGCAGCUCGCCAGCUUCCUGCAGGCACACGAGCAUCUCAGCUGGCUGCACCACAUUCAUGUCCAAGACUUUAAGAGCGCUCACAGUACACUGUACAGCCAGGCCAACAUGGAGACCCGCUACUUUGUGAAGAAGAAAACCCUGCUGGCUCUCAGCAAGCUGACUGCCCUUGCCUCAGACAUGCCCGAGGAUGACCUGAACAAACAAAUUGAUGAAAUCGUGGAACAGGAACGCUUCCUCUUGCAUCAGGAGACUCUGCCCAAACAACUUCUAGAGGAAAAACAGCAGAACCCAGACACAAUGCCUCUGUUGAGCGCACACAACCUUAUCAAGUUGUACAUCUGUGAUGACAAUAGGCGGUCAAAUGAAUAUGACUUCAAAAAGGCAUUGGAUCUACUUGCAUAUAUAGAUGAGGAGGAUGCCGUGGACAUCGAGUUACUCAAAUGUGAGAUCCUUGGAAAGGCCCUCAAGAAAGACGACUGGUCUUCUGCUGAUGGGAACGAUGACCCUCUGGAUGCUGCCAAGGACAGCAUCUUCAUCAAGAUUCUCCUCAUGCUCACACAAGAAGGCGUUCCCCUGCAGACAUACCUGCCGGACGUUAAGGACCUGCUGGAGUUCGACGAAUUGGCCAGUUUGAGAUCCAAGCCCUUUUUCGAGUUUGUCCUUCGAGCCAAUUACCAGCAUUACCUGCAGACCCAAAUUUAAUGACACCACCCACCUGUGCACUUUGCUAUCCCCUGCAUUCUUUUUCUUGUGUUUUUUUUAAUUGAUUUGGAGAAAGAUAUUGCCAUUUUUUUCUAAAUAAAUGCUAUAUUUCUAUACUUUGACUCAAGACUACAUUUUUAAGACUUUUUUAACUGUAUGUAAUUUAAGAGCAACGCAAAGAUCUUUAUCACAGUGUUGUCGUGAAUCGGUUUCUUCAGUUAUCUUGCAGAUACUAUGUGCACAUUUCAGUGGAGGGGAUCUAAGGUCAAGGGCUAACCAGUAGCGGUGCUUGUGCAGCAGUAAAGAUUUAAAUGCCUUGCUCAACGGCACACAAGAAAUUUAUAUGAAACGAUAACGCUAAACUGAAACAAACAACCUUAUUUGUCUUUACACAGAUCUUAGAAAUAAAGCUUAGGUUGUGUCAAAACGACGUCCAAUAGAGUGGUUCUGUGUAAAACAAUCCUGUAUCUUCGUCUCAUUACAACUGAAUUUCCUCGCAAGUUUUGUUUUUGUAAAUUUUGUUGUUUCAACUAAAUAUUUGUAUAAAAGUUUGUACACUCGCCUGAGGUGGAUGAACUUAUGUAACUUUCUAUGUAAAAAAAAAAUCCUGGAAUUCAUUGUAAACACAUUUGCUGAAUAAA